Hydra vulgaris (swiftwater hydra) is the source of this 4179-nucleotide messenger RNA. RefSeq names its product protein turtle. The record is from RefSeq and is a predicted model, not a curated record. Gene Ontology annotation, molecular function: axon guidance receptor activity; cell-cell adhesion mediator activity. Gene Ontology annotation, cellular component: axon; neuronal cell body; plasma membrane. NCBI's taxonomy places the organism in Eukaryota, Metazoa, Cnidaria, Hydrozoa, Anthoathecata, Hydridae. Gene Ontology annotation, biological process: dendrite self-avoidance; axon guidance; synapse organization.
UAUUAUUAUUGAAGAGAACUGAAUGGAAAAAAAGAUAUUUUAAAGAAUUUACUAAACCAUUUCAACAUCGGAUACAACAUUUAAAAAAUCUUUCCAGACGAUAUCAAUCGAAAUUCCAGACGAUAGACAUCUAGUGCAAGAUUUUUAAGUUUUUACCAGACAGUAACAACAAGUAAAAUAAAAAAAUAAAUCAAAAACCAUUUUAAAGACCUUGAGAUAAUGUAUGAAGCAUUGGUAAAAUACCUUAUGUUGGUAGAAGUAUUUACUUUGGUUUCAAGCCAGGUCUUAGAGUAUCAAGUAGAAAGUGGAACAAACAUUACUCUUGACUGUAAAGUGUCAUAUGUUACUUACAGUACAAUUAUUUGGUAUCGUAAUCAAACGGAUAUGAUAGCUAAAAAAGACGGGAGUGGAGAGGUGACACGUUAUCUUAAAGAGCGUUUCGAUAUUGUUGGUCAAUCUUUACUUAUAAUAAACUCGAAAACAACCGAUGAAGCUAUUUACCACUGUGAAAUGAUGCAUAAUCAAUCCAAGAUAAUAGGAAGGGAAAUUAAACUUAUAUUGGAAGAAAGACCAAACUGUGGCGGAGUUGAGAAGAAAUUAAUAGAAGCCGCUAACGGUAGCAGUUUUUAUAUACCUUGUCGUGUGAAUGGAAACCCUUAUCCGACAAUAUCUUGGAAAAAAGAAAAUUUUGAAGUUCUUCCGAAACAUUUCACAAUUACUGAAGACGGCUUGAGUUGUAAUAGUGCAAGUAUGAACGAUGUUGGUAAAUACUCUGUCACUCUUGAAAGUGCGAUUGGCCGGUUUUUCUUUGUUACAACCGUGAACAUAAUAUCUGUCGGUUUGAUCAAACCAGAAAAUUACAAAAGUGCCGUUGAAGGAAGCUCAGUUGAAAUUGAAUGCGGAAAAAAUCCUCUAGAAUCUGGAUUCCAAGUAAGUUGGUCCAAAAAUCGAAUUGAUUUGACGAACAAGGAUCGUUUUAAAACAAAUGACAAAGGUUCUUUAAUAAUCGAUCCUGUGGAACAAGAUGAUAACGGAUUGUACACGUGCGCAUCUCAACGGAUGACGCCCGAUGGAGAACUCACUCUGUCUGUUAACAUGUAUCUUAACGUAAAAUUCACGCCACAUAUUUUCAAUAUAAAACCGUUUGUUGAAGUAUAUCGAGGAGAAAAUGCAGUUUUACCUUGUUCUGCAAGCGGUAAUCCUGGUGUUAAUUUUCGAUGGUUAGACAGCAAUGGGAAAGAAAUUAAAAAUAAUGAUAAAAUACUGAUUGCACACAAUGGAUCAUUGAUUGUGCGUAAUGCUACUUCAGAUGAUUCUCGCAGAUACACGUGUGCACCGUAUAACGAUAUUGGUGAUGGAAAAUUUGGAUACACUGAACUUUUUGUUUUGAUCACUCCCGCAUUUUUUACUUUUCCUGACAAAAAGGUUAUUGUUCGAGAAGGUGAAAAUGCUACCCUAGAUUGUACGGCAUCAGGCAUCCCUAAACCAAACAUUACCUGGGCAAUUUUGUUUGUUAACAUAUCGUUAGAUCCAAAUCGUUUCAAACCCUAUUCAAACGGACUUAUGAAUAUACUAGAUGUACGUGGCUGCGACGCUGCUCACUACGAAUGUACAGUAGAAUCUCGUGCUGGUCUUUUGAAUAGAGUUUUUGAACUCAUUGUAAUUGGUAAACCUGGAGUUCCGUUAGACAUAACGUUAACAUCUUCGAACAAUAUAGCACAUAUCAAAUGGAAAACUCCUUAUACUGGCGGUUCGCCGUUAAGUUAUCAGUUUUGGUUCCGUAAUGCCACUGAUAACGAUUACCAGUGGAUUAUUCAAGAGUCAGAUGCCAAUAUCACAAGCUUUGAUUUAUUUUUGCCUGAAUCAACUGUUGCUCAGGAAGUUACAAUGACCUUUUUUUUUUCAAUGAGAGCUAUGAAUCGAGUUGGGUUUGGUGACUUCGGAACUGUCUUUAAGUUUAUGAGAGCACCAUCACUAACAACAUACAACGGACAACCAGUUGAAUUUAUUUCAGAGUUUCCACUUGCUCCCUAUGACUUCCAUGUCAACAUUACUACACCAGGAUACUCUCUUAAAUGGAAAAACCUAAUAGCUCCUGGCCGUCCACCUUUUAGCCAUGUGUUGAUAGAGUAUCGUAAACUGAAUUCAACUGACACCUGGUUAGAAAUAAAACCACGAUUAAGGAAACGACGCUCAACACCUAGCGAAGAAUUAGUUGUAAUUUUAAAUAAACAGGAUUUUCCCACCAAUACUUUGCAUCCUGUGGAGUUUCAACUGAUCUCUGUUUCAAAAAAUGGAAAACGAAGUGAAGGAGUGGUUCCCAAAAACAUUAUUAUUACAGGAUUUCAUGGAAAAGACAUCUCAAUCGGCAAAGUCCGUAAAAACGACGAUAAUGAAAACGGUUUAGUACCUAUUGUACUCGGUAUUAUCUUUGGAUUAUUUAUAAUCAUUCUUUUAAUAAGCUUGCUACAUUUUUACAGAAAAAGAAAAUCCAAAAAGCAAGGCAAAAAACUGAAAAAUCAAACAUCAUUGGAGAAAGAAACAUCGGAAAAUGGAGUAAUCUUACCUCAUACGGAUGGAUCUGACAGUCUUUUGAAACACGAUCCUGGAACACCAAGACAUUUUCACUUGAGAACCUGCCCGGCUCUUAAGCUAGGUCGCAUUGACGAAGUGAACAUUGUUCACAAUGAAAAUAAUGGGGAUGUAGCUCAUGCUCUACUUGAACCCAAUCGAGACGAAAAACGUUUGUGUACGUGUAGCAAAAGCUAUGUUACGACCUUAGACCGCCGCGAACAAAAUUUAAAACGCAACAAGAAAGCGAAGCUAUUCAAAAGUAAUUCUAUGCCAUCAAUUUUUAUAAAUUCUGAUUUAGACGAUUCCAAUGUUGAUCCUCUAGAAGAUGAAGAAUAUGAAGUUAGUGAUCUUGAAAAAGAUAAAUUGACAGAAUUAAAUCAAGAUCGAUUCAAUUCGUUAAAACGGUCAAACUUUAAGGAUUCCUACGACCAGUUUUGUCGAGGUGACCCAGAUUUAAACUCCCGAAACAAUGUGAGCCAUAGAAAUGCUCCGGCUGAAAACGCAUACCAAUUAGACAACUUAUCUGACAUAUCUGAUAUUCAACCUUAUAAACCAAUUCGAGGAUUUGUUAAAAAUGGCGCAUCAUUCCAAGGUGACGAAAGCAACUCAACGUCUGACUCUGAAUCAAUAGACAGAGUUCUUUUGUCAGUAAAAUCUAAAAAGUUGGGUUUUUCAAGUAAAAUUUCUACACCAGACGUUGGUUAUGUGAGUGAUGUCUCCUCCAGAAGCACGGCAUGCGACGGAAAAAAGCAUUAUCAGCCACCUUCUCAAAGACACAAAUACGGGUAUAACAAACCUUUUGUUAACCCAAAACAAAACUUUGAAAAACAAACAGACGAUAGGCCAUUAAUGCCUCCAUCUUAUAGCGAAGCAAUACAAGUUAUUGAAAGACUAUCUGAAAAAAACGAUAUUACCGACAGCGAAGAAAUGUACGGUAACCUUUUACAAAUGGAACGUCAGUUAGGAUUACAUUUAGAUGAUUCUAUAGAUAGUGACUUAAAUUCAAAAAGUGGUUUUAGCCCCCCUGUUUUUAGAACGGGAAAAAAUGGUUAUUCUUCUGAUACUGGAUAUAUGCAAGAAGAAUACCCAGCUUCUAGAGACAUUUAUUCUGACCGAGAGAAAAAUGAACGUUGUAAGCAACUGCUUAACGAGUUUAAAAGCAAUCGCAGCACAUGCAGUGACACGAGCAAUAGAACUAACAACACUAUAUUACCUCCGUAUGAACAUUCUCAUAGUCCUAUAGGAAAUAUAAUUGAAGAGGCAUCGCCUCCGGCACUAAUACGAAGUAACAGUAUAGGUUCAAAUAGCGCUUAUAAAGAAUGGCUCGUAUAAUUAUUUAUACUCAUUUUAGAAAUCCCUAAGUUUAGUUUGCUUUAAAAGAAUCUAAUUUUCUUUAUUGAAUGUUUUUUUACAACAGCAAACUGAAACUCGUAAUCGUUAGUUUUAGGGUAUGUUUUGUGUGACGUAACUUUAGGCGACUAGUAUAAAGUAGAGUUAGAUAAUGUGUGAAACCACUUGAUUGGUAUGAAAAUAUUUAUUAGCAUAGAAAGUUGUUUCGAUUUUAAAGCGAUUGUAAUUUUUUUACUUAAAAAGACUAACAAAUUA